Molecule: messenger RNA, 1950 nt
Organism: Penicillium manginii
Lineage: Eukaryota; Fungi; Ascomycota; Eurotiomycetes; Eurotiales; Aspergillaceae
Product: Zn(II)2Cys6 transcription factor
Exons: 4
Coding region: 1-1950 (649 amino acids)
Biological process (GO): positive regulation of transcription by RNA polymerase II
Cellular component (GO): nucleus
Molecular function (GO): transcription cis-regulatory region binding; zinc ion binding; DNA-binding transcription factor activity, RNA polymerase II-specific
Source: RefSeq, a predicted model, not a curated record
AUGGCUAGGAUCGCGUCGCGGCAAAAACGCAAAUCCCGUGGUCGCGGCUUGAGAGCCACUACUGGCUGUGUCAUCUGCAAGCGACGCCACGUGAAAUGUGAUGAGGUAGGCCCUUCUGCUUCCCUUGCACGGCACUUAUUCGACCUCAAUGUGGACCCUGCGCCAAAGGUCAACGUCCCUGUGUCUAUGCCUCCCAUGAUGCCUCGAUCGGUGGAAACCCCCCUAGCUCACAGUCCGAGCCCUGACAUGCGGACACCCGCAGGCCAGAGAGAUAUCGAGUCAAACCAGGUUCACCAAUCGCUGCAGGUCCUUGUUGAUGCCUGUCACCAGGAGGAGCCAUUUCAUCCAGACUUAAACCAAUCCCACUCAACGCCAACUACAACAGCUGAGUCUGAUUCCAUCGCAAACGCUCCGGCCACCCUCCCAACGCCAGGGCAAACCUAUGAAUUUGUGCCCUCGCCAGGAACAGAUACGUCGGUUGCAUCGACCAGGGUUGCCCCACUCAGUUGGUUCGAGUUGCUUGCCACCGAUGCUGCCAAUGCGGAUGAUCGGUUCCUGCUCUCACCUCCACAGCAAUUCCCCCGGUCGCGCGCCGACCAGCCGGUCGAAGACCCCCAGAAUAGUUCCAAUUUGAGACCGCGGACCUUGCGAGAGCGUGAAAGCUUCUAUGCCGCGGCUUUUGCUCGAAAUCCGGAAAUAGAGCAACGCUAUGCCUCUCAAACUCCCGAAGGGGCCUCCGCAGUAUCAGACGACCCCUUGUCAUGGAGUACGCAAGCCCCAAUACAGUUAUCGGAGUUAGAAAACGUCCUUUUUACGCACUUCGUGCGUAUCUCCAGCCAAUGGUUGGACCUUUAUGAUCCUAUCAAGCACUUCUCGACUAUUGUUCCUCACCUAGCCUUGAGAAAUGUCGGGCUGAUGCGCGCACUCCUGGCCCUUUCAGCACGCCACCUCUCCUUACACUCAGAAGAGCAUCAGAGCGGGAAUAGGUCUCUCAAUGUGGAAGUUUCCGUUUCGGAGGAGACUGCUAAACCAGACCGAAUCGAUAGGAAUCUGGCUGUGCAAUACUACUAUGAAACUCUUCAUUACCUGAAUCGGGCCAUGCAACACCCUUCCUAUGCUCGCAGCCUCGAAGUCAUUGCUACUUCCCUACUUAUCAGCACCUACGAAAUGAUUGACGGGUCCAAUCAGGACUGGGAACGACACCUCAAAGGCGUCUUCUGGAUCCAACGCUUUCAGGACAACGAUGGGGAGUCCGGCGGCCUCAGGCAGGCGGUUUGGUGGGCCUGGAUACGGCAAGAUGUCUGGGUCGCGAUGAGAGAGCGACGUCGAGUUUUCAGCUUUUGGCAACCAAAGAAGCCCCUGGCCAUUUUGACUGCCUCGGAGUUAGCAACACGUGCAACGUAUCUCUUAGCACAAUGUGUCAACUAUACUUCAAGAGAGGAGCAAGAAACAUCGGACCUCUCCCGACGUCUUGAACGUGGAAGUGAGUUGCUGUUCCUGCUGCAAGAUUGGUUUGAUCACCUGCCACCGGAAUACAACUCCCUGCCUCUAUCCUCCGACAUUCACACAUUCCCACCAGUUUGGGUAAAUCCAUCUGCGUACGCUGCAGCGUUGCAAGUGCAUAGUCUUUCCCGUAUUCUUGUAGUUCUUCACCGGCCAUCCACCGGGGGAAUGGAAGAUUACCGGGCGGCCCAAAAGCUCUUGAGUCUGUCUGUGAAUACCAUAUGUGGCAUUGCACGGACAAUUGAUGAACAGGAUCAUGCAGCUAGCCUAGUUUCUAUACACUGCUUGUUUGGAGCUGGAAUGUGUGUUCAUACCCCUCAUGAACGCCUAGCCUUAUUAGAACUUCUGGAAUCUUGUCAGCGGCGGGUUCGCUGGCCUUUGAUUUCACUCCGGAAGGAGCUUGAGCUCGAAUAUGCCAAGGAUGCCCUCCCAAAUUUCUUGACUUGA